AUGCUGCUUGCUCUACACGGGAAGCGAUUACUAAAAAGGGCGGACCUUUUGGUGCAAGAGGAACGAGGAAGGCUUUUGCGCGAGCUUCACGCGGAGCUGGACGUUGAAAGAAAGAAGUUCGAGGCAAGAAAGCCUGCCAUAUCGGAGGAGAUCGUGGCAGACUACGACUCUUGCAACGCCUGGGCUAUCCUAGCCUACCCUUGCAUGGAGUACGCGCUCAUAUUUCUCUUGUUCUGCGGCCCACAUGACAAGGGCAGAGCACUGCACGAGGGAGAAGCGGCGUUUGGACAUUCAUGCCGACUCAUCAGGCAGCAAAGCGACCACAACAUACAGGCUAAGAUAGACGCGAUGGGUGGAGAGGCCGCGAUCGCUCAGGAAAUAGCUCUAGCGGCACUUCGUGAGGUAGAGGCCAGCAUCACUGAGGAGGAGCUGUCUAGGGUGACUAGUGACUUGGAGGGGGACAGGAGAGAAGCCGAAACCGAGCUGAAACGACAACUGCAUAGGGAGGCAGCAAGAUCCAUCAAUCUUGCCGUUGAAGCAUGCACGUCCAAGCACAAACGAGUCCAGCACGAGACCACGGUCAGAGCCGCGGAGGCGUUGAGGCAAGCACUCGACGCGGCGGGCGAGGACGAAGUAACGCGCACCAAGGUCGCGUUGGGGCGGUAA
Messenger RNA from Ectocarpus siliculosus, 666 nucleotides. Lineage: Eukaryota; Phaeophyceae; Ectocarpales; Ectocarpaceae. The record is from the annotation of a GenBank genome assembly.